Messenger RNA from Vanrija pseudolonga, 1554 nucleotides. RefSeq lists its product as uncharacterized. Gene Ontology annotation, molecular function: DNA-binding transcription factor activity, RNA polymerase II-specific; protein dimerization activity; RNA polymerase II cis-regulatory region sequence-specific DNA binding. Gene Ontology annotation, biological process: regulation of transcription by RNA polymerase II. Lineage: Eukaryota; Fungi; Basidiomycota; Tremellomycetes; Trichosporonales; Trichosporonaceae. The transcript has 5 exons. Bases 1 to 1554 code for a protein of 517 amino acids. The record is from RefSeq and is a predicted model, not a curated record.
AUGUCCGGGGCAAUCAAGAUGGAAGGCUUCACGCCUUCCGCGAGACUCUCGUCGCCGCCUCGACCAGUGCUCAACCGCCCAUUCUCGGAUGGCUCCAUGACUGUCGAGUCGUCCAUCCUCAGCUCCCUCAUGGAUCCCGGCAGCUCUUUCCCCUCCAUUAGUCAUGGUCUCUCAAACCCAUUCGACUACAGCAACAUGGUUUCCCCUCACUCGUCAGGCAUUCCUCUCCCUUCCAGCGCGUCACCCCACAGCUUCCAGCCGCAUUCCAUGUUCAGCCACUUCAACAUGGGCACCGAGAAUCGCGAGCCACCGGUGGUUGCCUCGUCGCUCGAUAACAACGCGUCGCGAGAUGACAGAUCCCGUUCGCAGUCAUCAAGUCGCUCGUCGCAUGUAGGCAAGGCGCCUCCGGCUCGUUCGCGUUCUGGGCGUAAGCUGUCCAUGAAUGACAUCCGUCCCAACAUGCAGCAAGGUCGAGGGCGCGCCAUCCAGCCACCGCGGUCUCUUUCCUUCCAGACCGACACCAGGCCCUCCGCCUCUGCUCUUCUCGGCUCGCAACGCGACUCUAUCACUGGUGCCGACUACCCCUUUGACCAGUCGUUCGGUAUCCCGAUCCCAAGGAACGACUUUGGGCGGCCGAUGUGGGGAGGACCCAGUGGCAGCGCGCCUAGCGUGCUUCCUGACAACAUGGCCAGUUAUGGUGGCAGCAUUGACGGCGCUGGCUUGGACAGCCCUGUGACCCCAGCGCAGAACAUUCAGAGCCUGAUUGGCGACGAGACGAGGAAGCAGCGUCGUCGCGAGUGUCACAACCAGGUGGAAAAGCGCAGACGGGAGCAUAUCAACGCCAUGAUCGAGGAACUGAACAAGCUCCUGCCUUCCAAGUUCAAAAUGCCUCUCGAGGCUGAGGUUGCGAUUGAGGACGAGGACGAGGAGGAGGCAACCGCCGACUCGCCCAUCAAGAAGAAGAAGACCAAGCGUGCGGCUUCUACCUCGAGGCAGCAGAAGGACUCUGCUCAGUGCAAGGGCAGGAUUCUUAGCGACAGCGUCCAGUACAUUCGUGAUCUUCAAGUGGUGAACGAGCAGCAGUCAUCCCGUAUUCGCUACCUUGAGAGCCUUCUCAUGACGAACGGUGGUCAGCCGGGUGGUUCGUCGUGGUCGUCGCAGAACCUGGAUGACCAGCCGCGCCGAGACUCGCUGUCGUACGCCCCGGACAAUCUCGAGGCUAUGCGUGCUAGCCCGGAGCCGGAGCGCCUGGUUCCUCUCAACCAGUCAACGUGGAGUGGCUUCAACUCGGCCCUCGUCUUUGAGCCGUCACCGACCGACGCGUCCUCGGGCGGCGACAUGCAGCGCUCCACCCCUCUGUCUUCGGGCUCGCCCGAGACGGACAGCAAGGAUGCCGUCGUGUGGGGCUUGAUGGACUUUGCCGAGGAGCAGCGCUCUGCCGACACCACCAUCACCCAUGUUCGCAAGGACUCUCAGCACGAACUGCAAAACUCUCUCAGCAACAUGGAGCUCGAUGUUCCCCUUGACAGCAGACGUUCUUGGCCCGGCUUUUGA